GUGUGGUACUAUAUCUGUUUGAGCUCUCGGCUGAGCAUGUUGUCAGAAUGACUUCUAUUGCAUUACACCAAUAAACUAGUUUAAAAAGUUGUUAAACUUUUAGAAGGUAGCUUAGUAGCUGUUAGAGGUUAAUUUAGGGCUCUACCUCCGUCAGGCUGGAGCUAUCAGAUCCAAAAAACUGGUGGAGUGGCGGAAAGUCGUGGAGACACAACAGACAACACUCUCGAGGGGCAAAGAUGUCCCGAGAGAACCACGAUGAGAGUGUGGACCACGCCGUCCUCUUCCAGGACGUCUGUGAAGUGGAGCCCCCUGACCAGGAGUGCUGCAAACUAGUCACCAUCAACAUUUCAGGUCUGCGUUUCGAAACUCAACUCAAAACCCUCGCUAGAUAUCCGAACACGUUACUGGGAGACCCGGUUAAAAGGAUGCGCUUCUACGACCCGCUCAGGAACGAGUUCUUCUUCGACAGGAACCGACCCAGUUUUGAUGCCAUCCUGUAUUACUAUCAGUCCGGCGGGAGGCUUCGGAGACCCAUCAACGUGCCGGUUGAGAUCUUUAUGGACGAAAUCAAAUUUUACGAAAUCGGCGAUGACGUCAUCGAUCGCUUCCGAGAGGACGAGGGUUUGUUAAAAGAAGAGGAGCGUCCCGUUCCGCCCAGUGGGUUUAAGCGUCAAAUCUGGCUGCUGUUCGAGUACCCCGACAGCUCCGGUCCAGCCAGGAUGAUCGCUAUAGUAUCCGUGAUGAUCAUCCUGAUAUCCAUCGUUAUCUUCUGUUUAGAAACCUUGCCGGAAUUUAGAGAGGAUGACCGUGUGUUCAACAACCACCUUGCGCCGAACGGAACGACUGCUGGGAAAAGAUCUAGUACGUUCACGGACCCGUUCUUCUUGUUGGAGACCAUCUGCGUCGUUUGGUUUUCCUUCGAACUGUUUGUGAGGUUUCUUGCAUGCCCGAGCAAGCCCGCCUUCUUCAAAGACAUCAUGAACAUCAUAGAUAUCGUAGCCAUUCUUCCAUAUUUCAUUACUUUGGGUUUAGAUCUCAGCGAAGUGGAGUCGAACUCGCAGCAGACCACGUCUCUCGCCAUUCUGAGGGUCAUCCGCUUGGUGCGCGUCUUCAGGAUUUUCAAACUCUCACGGCACUCCAAGGGUCUCCAAAUCCUCGGGCAGACCCUACGAGCGAGUAUGCGAGAGCUUGGACUGCUGAUCUUUUUCCUUAUCAUCGGCAUUAUAUUGUUCUCCAGUGCGGUGUACUUCGCCGAGGUGGAUGACCCGGAAUCGUCUUUUACUAGUAUCCCAGACGCGUUCUGGUGGGCGGUUGUUACCAUGACCACUGUGGGGUAUGGUGACAUGUACCCAGUGACGAUAGGAGGCAAAAUUAUCGGAUCGAUGUGUGCCAUUGCAGGAGUUCUUUCAAUCGCCCUGCCUGUACCAGUAAUCGUGUCGAACUUUAAUUACUUCUAUCACCGAGAGCACAGCGAGGAGGAGCAAGUGGAAUACACGCACGUAACUUGCGCUCGCCCGUUGCCUGUCCUGUGCGACCAAAAUAAAAGCGACAGUAAACCCUCUCUAGUGAUAUCAGAGCACUCAGAUGACGACGAGUGGAAUUCAAUAAGCGUGUUAAAUUUCAAUCCAUCAGAGGAAUAUACAGGCAAACUCACAGAUGUAUAAGAGCACCAAAAGCGCGCGCAUCUGUGAAGCAGAAGCUGUAUGACGACAUUUCUUCUCUAUAAAGAAGACAGAAGUUCAUAUCACCUGCAUAAACAAGCAAAAUGUGUGUAUUUUUGUCAGUAGCGGUCUGUCAGAGAAAGAGGUGAAAGGAACAAACAGACUAACUGAUAUAAUUUACUUUUUCAAUGUACCCAUUAAUGUGUAUAAUCCAUAUGAUAUUGAUAAUAUUAUGCGGAAGCAGUCCCUCCAGGAUUACUUGGGACGUUUUUCAGAUUUUUGCGGCCUAAAUUGACUGAUUUUGCUGCAGCUUUUCUCAAAAUUUGCAGUGAUAUUUGCACCGUUUCUUAUUGUUUUGCAGUGAAAAUAUACCACAGACAACAUUCUUCUAACAUUGUUAUGACUUUUCUCACUUCAAGAACCAUUGUAGGGCUCCAGACUAACAUUUGAAGACACCAGCACCAGUGCCGUUAAGUUCUACAGAAGGUGGCACCAGCACCUGACAGUAAAUAACUUUUUCUAAAUCACACAUGUACAUUUCAGAGAUGUCUAAUUGAUGUCUGCAUUUAUAUAUGCAAGAUGUAUUAUUUUUUUGAGUGUUUUCUCAUCUGCAACAUGUCUCUAAGACGUUUCCUGUCAGAUAUCAAAUAGACAUUUAUAAGAAUGCAUGUAAAAACUGCGUUUGUCAAGCAGAUGUUUCCCAGAUCAUUAGCAGACGUCUCACAGAUGUACUUGCGCUGUCUGGGUUGUUGAGAUGCAGAUGAAAUGAACUUUUAUCACUGUUAUCAAAAGUUGUGUAAAGCAUUUAAUAACA
Messenger RNA from Carassius auratus (goldfish), 2475 nucleotides. It is a transcript of the gene kcna6a, whose product is annotated as potassium voltage-gated channel, shaker-related, subfamily, member 6 a. Gene Ontology annotation, molecular function: protein binding; delayed rectifier potassium channel activity. NCBI's taxonomy places the organism in Eukaryota, Metazoa, Chordata, Actinopteri, Cypriniformes, Cyprinidae. Gene Ontology annotation, biological process: protein homooligomerization; action potential; potassium ion transmembrane transport. The transcript is spliced from 2 exons. Bases 237 to 1664 code for a protein of 475 amino acids. The record is from RefSeq and is a predicted model, not a curated record. Gene Ontology annotation, cellular component: voltage-gated potassium channel complex; membrane.